Molecule: messenger RNA, 3116 nt
Organism: Coregonus sp. 'balchen'
Lineage: Eukaryota; Metazoa; Chordata; Actinopteri; Salmoniformes; Salmonidae
Source: the annotation of a GenBank genome assembly
AUUUGGGUAUGGAUGAUGAAGGAGAUGAUGAUCCAGUCCCCCUCCCGAAUGUGAAUGCAGCCAUCCUCAAGAAGGCAAGUGGACUCACUGUCUGACAGUUAUCCCAUAUCUGGUGCAAUGGACUGAGGGACAGGCAAACUGUUGGGAGUUGGACAUUGAUAACCUUAGGUAAAGUGCCUCCUCCCAACCAGAGCUGGGGUUAUCUUAUCUCUAUCUCCACUUUUAUCAGUUUAAUUGCACAUCAAUUCUAUCCAUAGCGUCACAGUUCAAUUGAACCCAAACCAUUCUUAGCCUUUCUCCUAGAUUAUUUUCCAAGAGGUGGAACAUUUGGGCACAAUUUAAACUAAUUAAAAGCCAAACUUGUAGGCAGAAUGACUGUCCCAAACCUGUAACAGGGAUCCGUACCUAUGUGGGAGGCACUGUGAGGGUCCGUGCUGGAUCAUUACAUUAUUUAGCAGACGCUCUUAUCCAGAGCGACUUAAAGGAGCAGCCUUGCUCAAGGACAGAUGGUUGGGAAAGUUGGCCUUAGGGGUUCAGUCCACAAUGUUCAUGUGGUCAAUGGAUGUUUUGAGGAGUAUAAAAGAACAAAUGCAUCUAGUCAUCUGUGCCUCUCCGAAUCACUAUAAAUCAAAUGGUGUGAUUGUCUACAGAAGGUGUAGAUGGUGCUAGUUGGAUUUAUACUGUGUGAAGGGAUGUGGGAUUAAAGCUGAUUUUAUUUCCUCUCCCAGCUAAGUUGUUCCAUGCUGUCUUGUGGGACAAGCUGGUGUUGUUUCUGCUGCUUUGUUAAGCAACUGUAUCCAUGUAGCUAAUUAAUUACAUUUUGUUUGGGGAAAUGUUUGCAUGGUCAGACAAUUAUACAUUUCUGCCUGACUUAAUUAACAUGGUUCUUUACUUGAUUCUAUGUUUCUUACGUCUGUAGAAUAGCAUAUCUAUCUCUCUGCCAGAAGCAUACAGCUCCAAAAAGAAACCUUCAUGCAAAAACCUUCCUGUGUGCUCUGCCGUCCUCCCUCAAGUUAGGCCUCUGAAACUGGACUCCAUGGAAGAUGGAUGCCUGGCAUGUCUGACUGUUGAUUCACUGACUGUGCCUGGAAUAGUUGUUCCUUUCAUGUUCUUUCCUUUCUCACUCUGUCUUCCGUUUCCUCCCUCCAGGUGAUCCAGUGGUGCACCCACCAUAAAGACGAUCCCCCUCCCCCUGAGGAUGACGAGAACAAGGAGAAGAGGACGGAUGACAUCCCCGUCUGGGACCAGGAGUUCCUCAAAGUGGACCAAGGGACCCUCUUCGAACUCAUUCUGGUGUGUACCUACCGCCCCCCCCUGCCACUCACUCACAGAAACAGUUUGACACCUGCACACAUACAAAGAGGAAGAGUCUCAGGUCUUGAAUUUAGGCCAUGACUUAGCUGAACAUACAGCACUAGUUAAUCUAGUAGGUGCUUAAUAAAAUGUAAUAAAGUUAUAACUGGAGGUAGUAGUAGUUACUAAAGGGCCUUACACACAGAGUCAAUAAAGUUUAUACAAAAUCUUAAAUGCUGGUGGUACAAAAAGCGGCUGCUAUGACACCUCUGGAUUAUCCAAUAAAACACCCCAGAAAAAGGGAUCCAACCCCCUGUAAUUUGAUUGGUCAAUGAGGGGAGGCACGGGUGCAAACAUUUGUUGAAUUUGUGCAUCAGAGAAAUUCCCUGUGCAUGUGCCAUCCCUCCCUGUGCUGCUGCCGCCGAGGUGGGAGGCAAGUCUGCCACCGGCUUUGCAUAGAAACACAUGGAGGCGGCUGCGUUUUAUUUUCCUGUGUGGAAGCGGCUCAGGAAGUAUCAGCUAUGUGCAUAUGAAGUUAAACAAGCAGCCUUGCAUGGUUCUUUUGCAGUGAUUGUGCAAUACGUUCUUGUAGUGCUCAGGGCUUCUAGGAACUGUAACACAAGUCUGUCAUUUGAGCAGUAGGUUUUAUCCAGCUCCUGAAACCUGUUUACAUGGCCUAAGCCCUGGGCUGCAGUAGUUCACUUGAAAGGCAGCAGUUGCUUUCAUUUCAUCCUCAUCCUCCUAUUAUUUUUAAAUGUUUAGGCCGCAAACUAUUUGGACAUCAAAGGACUGCUAGAUGUCACCUGCAAGACGGUGGCCAACAUGAUCAAAGGAAAGACCCCAGAGGAGAUCAGGAAGACGUUCAAUAUCAAAAAUGACUUCACAGAGGAAGAGGAAGCCCAGGUAAAACAGCCUUCUGUGGUUCUCAGGAUGUCCCAAAUGGCACCCUAUACAGUCACAGUGCACUACCUUUUUUGAGAAGAGCCCUAUAGGCCCUGGUCAAAAGUAGGACAUUUAUAAAAGGAAAGGGUGCGAUUUAGGACACAGCCGCAGUCCUGAAUGCGGAGCUGCCGUGAUAAUAUACAUUUGACUAAUGUGACAGUGUGCUGCUUUUCCAUUCUCCCCCCUCAGGUACGCAAGGAGAACCAGUGGUGUGAAGAGAAAUAAAGGAGGAUCCUACUAACACUAACACACUGAAAGGAUUGUUCCAUUAACUGGUUGCACUGCGCUGUUCAUACUUGUUAAUAUUACAUUUAGUCUAUUAGAGCGCCCCCCCAUGUACUCCAAGCAUGACCAUUUCUAUUGCUUGUGCAAAAUAAUUAAAAAAGCUAUUUCAUGUUUUUACAAAUGUUACUUCACUUCAUAUAUUCACAUGAGAUGCAUAGUCUGGUCUUUCUUUUACAAUUUCAAGAGUAGAUGUACCUCUCUCUCCCUUUUUUGAAUUGCUAUACUUGUCUUUCUUUACUGGACAUGUUAUUUUUUUCCUUUUUGAGUUAACUGAAUAAAUUGCUUUUUUGACUGAAAUGAUAGUGCAGUGCAGAAUUUUGUAAAGGCAGCCUCUUCUGUGCUGUCUUCUUAACAUUACUUUAAGGAGACAAGCUGUCGUAGGAGAUUUGAAGUGGGGGUAAACGUGUUCAAAAUGUCCUGUGGACUCGAAGUGCUUGUCGAAUAAGUAAAUGUGUACGGUCUGUUUGUCACUCAACUUAGGGUAUUUACCUUGCUUAUUACUAUUGGAUUGGAAUCUUUUCUCAGUUCUGCUCUGAAGAUGACAUUUAGGAUUAACAACCAUUCAAUUCCAGGAGUUAAUAAAUUACUUAAAAUAA